This is a messenger RNA of Entrophospora sp. SA101, 825 nucleotides long. NCBI's taxonomy places the organism in Eukaryota, Fungi, Glomeromycota, Glomeromycetes, Entrophosporales, Entrophosporaceae. The record is from the annotation of a GenBank genome assembly.
AAGAUCUUAUGGAGAGACACUGAAAGAUAUCUUGAUCCACUGACUAAUUCAACGUGUGGUGCUAAACUUUUCUUAGCACUAUUGAGAUCAUCGAUAGCUCAUGCAGGGAAAGAAUUUUUACCAAAUGAUGGCACAAUUAUUUUAGAAGAUAUUUAUCAUCUACCAUUACCAAUUUUAAUUAUCCAAGUUUUAUUCGAGUGCUUUCAGCUUUUCAUCUGGAUUGGUCUUAUUAUUAGGAAAUUGGUAAUUAAAGAUUUAAAAAGUGAUAAUUGGGGAUUGGCAUAUUUGAUUUCUUUACAAAAAUAUUUAGAAUGUGUGGUAUAUGGUUCUGUUUAUAAUAUUGUUAAUUUAGAACUACACAAAGAAAUCAGUAAAGCAUUAAUUAAAGUUUCAAGUUCUAUAAAAUAUUUUACUCUUACUGGAGGAUUGUUAUGUUUGCCACCAGAAACAAUUGGUCAUUUUUCAAACCUGGUAGUAUUGGAGAUUUUGGUGAAUGAUAAUAUAGAAGACCUUUUCCGAGAUAUGUGUAUGUCAGCCACUUUUAAAGGACUGGAAAUACUUAGGAUUGGAAGUAAAUUGCCAUCUUUGAAUGUUCUUACUCAAUACUGUUAUCAAAGUUUGCAUUACCUAGCUACUUCAAUUUCUGAUGUCAAAGAUGUAAGGCAAAUUUUGGUAUCAUGUGAACAACUUGAGGGACUAUAUUUGGAUAGUUAUGAAAGGAAGAUUGACUCUGAAGAACUUUUUCAAAUUCUAGUAAACCAUUAUCCAGCAAAAUUUCAAAAUUAUGUCUAUUCAACAAAUGGGAUUUAUCCAAAACUUCUUUAA